Molecule: messenger RNA, 309 nt
Organism: Wyeomyia smithii (pitcher-plant mosquito)
Lineage: Eukaryota; Metazoa; Arthropoda; Insecta; Diptera; Culicidae
Product: histone H2A-beta, sperm-like
Exons: 1
Coding region: 1-309 (102 amino acids)
Cellular component (GO): nucleosome
Molecular function (GO): DNA binding; structural constituent of chromatin; protein heterodimerization activity
Source: RefSeq, a predicted model, not a curated record
AUGGCACCUAAAUUGAAAAAAGCUAUUCCGAAAUCCCGUCGAGCUGGACUAACUUUUCCAAUGGGUCGUACCCUCACAAUACUUGAAAAGGGCAAGUACGCUGACCGCAUCGAUGUAGGGGCCGGUGUGUAUAUGGCUGCUACCUUGGAAUAUCUGGUAGCGGAAAUUUUGGAGCUAACAAGAAACGCGGCUAAAGACAACAGAAAAAUGCGUAUUAUUCCUCGACACAUUCAACUGGCGGUUCACAAUGACGAUGAAUUAGGCGAACUGUUGAAGAAAGUUUUUUUUUGCGAAGGCCAAGGACCCUAA